AUGUCAGGACUUGAUGUCGAGGCCCUACUUGACUCGACCGCAGCCAAUGAUGUUGUAAAAGACUCUCCAAAGGACCGCGAGGAUCGACACCGGAGCGAUCGGUCAGAGCGUCGUGAUAGAGACAGAUAUCGUGAUGGAUCUCGCGACCGAGACCGAGACCGCAAGAAACGAGACCGGAGCCGCGAAUACCGCCGAGAUCGAGACAACGACAUAACUAGUCCCCGCAGCGACCAUGGAAGCGCUAAUGGAAGCCAUAGGAGCAGCAGACGACGCAGUCGCAGUCGUGACGACGACAGAAGACGCUCUAAGCGAGACGACGACACCUACCGUAAGCGGUCUCGAUCUCCUGAAUACGACCGCUACUACCGCCCUGGCGGACGGUCCAAGCGCGAUGACGAUGAUCGACGUGAUCGUGAUCGAGAAAAGGACCGACGUCGUUCGGGAAGUCCAAGACCGACUACCAAGGGCAAGACACCCGAACCACAGCUUACUGAGGAUGAACGUGAUAGGAGAACCGUCUUUGUUCAACAACUAGCCGCACGUCUUCGAACUAAAGAGUUGAUUUCCUUCUUUGAAAGGGUUGGCCCCGUCAAGGAAGCGCAAAUUGUCAAGGACCGAGUCAGCGGUCGAUCAAAAGGUGUUGGCUACGUCGAAUUUAAGAAGGAAGAUUCCGUACCUCUUGCUAUUCAGAUGACAGGACAGAAAUUGCUCGGUAUCCCAAUCAUUGCCCAGCUUACCGAAGCAGAAAAGAACCGUCAAGCCCGCAACCCCGAGGCUACUAGUGGGAAUCACAACUCCAUUCCCUUCCACCGCCUCUACGUUGGCAAUAUUCACUUCAGCAUUACUGAAACAGAUCUGCAGAAUGUUUUUGAGCCAUUUGGCGAGCUGGAGUUCGUUCAACUUCAGAAGGAGGAGGGUGGCCGCAGCCGAGGAUAUGGCUUUGUUCAGUUUCGUGACCCCAAUCAAGCUCGUGAGGCUCUUGAGAAAAUGAAUGGUUUUGACCUCGCAGGACGUCCGAUUAGAGUUGGUCUUGGGAACGACAAGUUCACCCCAGAGUCCACGGCCAAUCUCCUGCAACGAUUCCAAGGACAAAAUGGUCCACCGGGAAACUUUCAAGGUUCUGCCUUCUCCGGCUCUGGUGGCCGAGGCUCUCAUGCAGGCGGCGGUGCCGGUACCUUCGACCGAGCCGGCGGACGUGACAACGACAAAGGCCAAGGAGGUGCAAGUGCUCUUGAUGACACUGAUGUUGCCGGUGUGAACUUCAGCAAUUAUAGCAGAGAUGCAUUGAUGCGCAAACUAGCUAGAACGGAUGAACCUGCCGAUUCGGACCCGAAGCGCACAGCAGCACCCAAGAAAGAGACGAAGCCUCUGCCUGUCAACGUCAGCCAGGCUAGCAGAUGUGUCCUGCUUCGGAACAUGUUUGACCCCGCAGAAGAAGAAGGCGACGCAUGGGUCAAAGAACUCGAAGACGACGUCCGGGCCGAAUGCGAAGAGAAGUACGGGCAUGUUGUGCACAUCUCACUUGACCCCAAUACACAAGGUGAUAUCUACCUCAAAUUCGAACGCGUCUCCGGAGGCGAGAAUGCCAUUAAGGGUCUCAAUGGACGUUACUUUGGUGGUAGGCAAAUUUCCGCGCAGCCCGUCGUUGACGCUGUCUACAGCAGUUUGUUCUCCCGGACCAAGGCACUUUGA
This is a messenger RNA of Exophiala aquamarina CBS 119918, 1692 nucleotides long. RefSeq lists its product as uncharacterized. The transcript has 4 exons. Gene Ontology annotation, molecular function: RNA binding. Gene Ontology annotation, biological process: mRNA processing. Lineage: Eukaryota; Fungi; Ascomycota; Eurotiomycetes; Chaetothyriales; Herpotrichiellaceae. Gene Ontology annotation, cellular component: nucleus. The record is from RefSeq and is a predicted model, not a curated record. Bases 1 to 1692 code for a protein of 563 amino acids.